AUGUUUUCUAAAAAGCAAUCUGAUGGAUCGAGGCGGUUGCUCGAGAAAAAAAUGUACCUCGCUCGAGAACGUCCAGAUGAUAUAUUUGAUCUGUCUUCGUGUGAACUUAAAAUGAUUCCUGAAGGAACUUUUUCCCUUGUUAAAGUUUUACUAAAAACAAAAUUAUAUUUACAACAAAAUUCCUUACAAAAACUUGAUUCUGGUGGUAAACUAACAUAUCUUCAAAAUAUUGUACUGCUUGAUAUAAGUUCAAAUGAAUUUCAACAAUUACCUAAUAAUAUUUCUGAGUUGAAAUGUUUACAGGUUCUAAAUGCUUCAAAAAAUCUAUUAUCAACAUUACCAUCUACCAUCACAUCUCUUUCUCAACUUUUAUUUCUUAACAUUGAAGAUAAUCGUCUUACUGAAUUACCAUCAGAUUUUGGGAAAUUACAACAUAUUACUAAACUUUAUUUGAAAAAUAAUCCUUUGUCAUCUUUACCUAAACAAUUGUGCUAUUUGAAAGAUUUGAAAGAAUUAACUCUUUCCUGCGAUCAUAUACAAUAUCCUACUUCAGAUAUAUGUAAACUGGGACUGACAGCAAUAAUUGAUUAUUUAUCUCAAGAAGAAGGAAUGAAAUGUUGUAAUCUUGUUGUGAAUCAUGAAAAUGUGGCUAGUAAUUACACUUCCACAAAUAUAAAUAAUACUUUUAGUGAAAUGAAUGAACAAAAUAUGCAAAGUUUUUCCAACAAUACAGCAACACCAUCAUCAUCAUUAACCAAUUAUACUAAAAAACGAAACGAAGAAAAUCUUCUAGCCUUAGAAUUAGAACGUCAAUCAUUGGAAAGUCGUUGGACCGAACAAGAAUUAAAUGCUAAAUUGAAUCAAAAUAAACAAAUACUUGUACAAUUAGCAGAAGAAGAAGCACGUGUUUGUGCUGAAUUAUCUGCUAUACAAGAUAAACGAAAACAAGAACGUUCCGCAUUAAUUUCUAAUGUUGCACUAGCUGAACAGAAUGCUGCUGAUAUAAUCAAACAAAUACUGACAAUUAAUAAAUCAGCAAAGUUGAUAGAGAAGAUGGAAGAUGUGUUCAAUGCACAUCAGUUUAGUUCUACUGAUUAUACAGCUUUGUCACAAUCGAAACGAAAAGAAAUCCUAGCUUCAAUGCAAGAAAUGUUGUCAAUUACAGACAAUGCUUAUGCAGUUCAUACAAUGAAUUUGAAUUCAACUAAGCUUCACAGUCUUUCAAAUAAUAAAGAUUCCACUAAUGAAUAUGUUGAACAAGUUUUAGCGAAUAAACGUGCUGAUCAUACAAAAUUAACCUUCAAUCUUAUGCUAGAGGAAAGUGUUCAAAAAGAAGCUUUCGCUCAGUUACAACGUCAAAAAGAUGGUCAAGUUGCAAGAUUACAAAAAGAGAUAUGCUUAGUAGAAGAAGAACUUUGCCGGCUUACCUUAGCUGAACGAUCACGUGUUAAUCAGCGUACUGAGGUUAAUCAACGUGUUCUUGAUGAGUGUAGAUCUGAACUACUACAAUUGUUAACUCAAUUAAUAGAUGAACAACAAGAUCGUCAAAAGGAAUUACGAAAACGUUUGGAGGAAAUCGAACAACAAAAGAAAGACGAUCAAUUGGACUUUUGGUUAGUUCAAUAUCAACGUGUAUUAAAUUCAAAACCUGUCAAAUUACUUGAUAAGCCCGACUCAGAUGUUCAAAUAAUUCUUAGUAAUGCACAAUCUUUGGAAUUUCUGCCUAAUUUUCAACGACAUGCUAUUACCUAUUCAAUUAUGCAAACUAUGACAGAUAGUGAUCUUAAAGAAAUUGGUAUUCACACUCUUGGAGCACGUCGUGGGAUUUUGAGGCAGAUUGGUUUGUACAAAAUGAAAACAAAUGAUGAAGACAAGACGUUAAAUACGAUAGAAUCACUUCCAACACCGUAUGUAACACCAUCAGCUCCGGAGGCUACAUUAUCGAGUAUUGUUGUAUCUGACGAAGUUGUGGCUCGUAUGGAAAAUGAGUGUUGUAUAUGUCAAGACGCAAUAUGCUCAACGAUAUUCCUUCCAUGUGGUCAUGUCUGUUGUUGCAAGAAAUGUUCUGAAAAUGUUCUUGAUUGUCCAUUGUGUCGUUCCAACAUACACAAUCGAAUUCAAUUACAUUUUUGA
Schistosoma intercalatum is the source of this 2133-nucleotide messenger RNA. The record is from the annotation of a GenBank genome assembly. Lineage: Eukaryota; Metazoa; Platyhelminthes; Trematoda; Strigeidida; Schistosomatidae.